Canis lupus familiaris (dog) is the source of this 12250-nucleotide messenger RNA. RefSeq names its product transmembrane protein 200C (gene TMEM200C). The transcript has 3 exons. The record is from RefSeq and is a predicted model, not a curated record. The coding region runs from base 2167 to 4197 and encodes 676 amino acids. Lineage: Eukaryota; Metazoa; Chordata; Mammalia; Carnivora; Canidae.
GCGCAGGGGGAGCGGCGGCGGCGGGGACGGCUCCCGGGCAGGAUGCGGGCUGCGGAGGACCUGACACUUCUUGGAAACUCUUGGAAAUGGCUCCCGCCUCGGCAGCGGAGGGGCCCGCGCACCCGGGGCGGCCGCCUGCCCCCGCCGGGCUGCUGAGCCGCGUUCGGCCGGAGGCCCCGAGGCGCGCUCCCUGCGCCCCGCCGUCGGCCCGGGCUGAGAAAAGUUUCUCCAUGGUUCCUUUGUGUCGCCCGAGCGCCCGAGCGCCGGCCGCGAGCUGCCCCAGCCUUCCCGGUCUUGCUACCCGGAGCCAAAGCUGCCUUAUCGAAGAGAAAUACAAGUGGGUAUCCUCCUCCUCAAAUAUGCUCAGCCUCCUGCUGCACCUGAUCAAUGCCCAGCCAAAUGCUAGCCCUUCCCUAACCUCUGGGAGAGCCACCCUGCCAACUGAGCCUAGCUUUGUUUCUAAAAUGUCUGGCUCUUAAAUCCUCAAAAUAACCGCAGAUCUCCAGAUUAUUGCAUUAAAGAUGCUGUAGUCUAGGGAUCACUUAAAACAGCAGUCUCUAUGUUACAACUACACAAUAAAUGUGCUUAUUUUGGGGGGUGACAGAUGAACAGUAGCUACUCUUUUUUUUUUUUUUUUUUUUUACAAUCUGUACUUACUGGUGCAGCCUCUACUUAAAACAAAAUUUUAAAGGCGUAUAGAUGUAUUCUCUCUACCAACCCCUCCCAAAACUACCUAGUAUUUCUCUUCUCUGCAACCAAGUUCCAAGGAGACAUUGGUUUGCAAACAUUGUAAAGAGCUGAUUACCGUUUGCUUUUCCACCAGUGGAGAAAAGAUUCUGCCUAGAUUGACAUAAUGGAGGGAUCAAGGGCCAAAGCUCUUUACCCAGGCACCAAUUAAAAGCAAAAUUCUUCCUAAGUAAUCCCACAUUUUCAAAGGGUAAUUUAUUCUAAAACAUGAAUUAUUUCAUAAAGGAUAAAAUACCAAAAGGCUUGUGAGUGAUAUCAGAGCCUUUCAAAUUCAUACAAUGCCUCAAUUUUAGCAUCUCUGUUAUAGGAGGGAACACAACCAAUGGAACAGAAAAUGUUUUACUCUGGGGAUCCAGCAGGAUUGAGAUUUUUAGAAGCUCACAGAUAUCCACAAAGAUACAUCUGUGCAUUUACCUACCCGGGCUGUAUUAUAAACGACUAAACUUCCUAUAGGAUAGUCCAUUGAUUGUUGCCACCCUACCUUCCUAAAAAUGACCUCAUGAGAGAAAGAUGAAGAAAAAACAAGCUCUCACUUGUGGGGAUGUCAUUCAACAAAUCAUCAUUAUUAUGUAGACUGCUAUACCUAGUUAAUUACCUACUUAUUUGAAUAUUAGGAUUCUGAAGAGUGCUGUUGGCACAUUAAAAAGGGGUCAGAAAGCUAUUAUGGGAGAGUGGCUGUUGGUUUUUUUUUUUUUUUCUUUUUAAGAUUGUAAUUUUCCCACAGGAGAAAAAAAAAAAAGAUCUUAGAGAUUCUAAGGGACUUCUCAAAGUCUCUGAUGAGAUUUAGCACAUGAUACCUUUAAGGGAGUUCCUCUGGGGGAGGAGAGGAGGCCAGAAGGAAGAGCUCAGUUACAUAACCAGUUACCUAAAACUAAAUAUUCCACCCCAAGAAGCUGUCCAGAUGUUUCAAAAAAAAAAAAAAAAAAGAGAUGAGGAAAAGGCUGCUUGCCUGUAGCUGUAGAAACAGCAAGCGGUGGGAAACAACUUUGUGGAGGGAUUUAUUGUCAGAAGAGUGACGUCGUUCUAGUGUUGUCCCCAAAAUGAACUCUUUAUUAUCUGCAGUAAAUAAGUCGUCUGCCUGCCAGUAUGUGACCUUUAAUUUUCAUCCAGUGAUGAAAAUUGCCUUUGUCUUUAUAAAAUAAUAACUUUUGUGACUGUUUUAGUGACUUUGGGCUAAACAUUAACAAAUUCCUCUGCUGAGAGCCUUGAGCCUCCUGUACAGCUCCCGUGGCAAGCUUCUGAUUCCCACAGGACAAAGGGAGAGGCUUUUGCCAGGGAAGUCCUCAACCACCGCUCUGAGUCCCCACAUUUGGUUUCUACUAAUGCAGGAGGAGGUGGCGGAGCAGCUAGUGGGCAGCUGGCGCCCCCACUACGCAAGCCUCCGCCCCGGAGACUAGCCCCGCGCGGCCCCGGCUCACCAUGAUCGCCACCGGCGGCCUCCUGAGGAUUUCCGCCAGAAAGCAGGAUCCCCUCCGCCCCCCAGGCCAGGUCCCCAAGCGCAAGCGGAAAGCCAAGAGAAGGCGCAAGAACGACGUGGUGGUGGUGAAAGGCAAGCUAAAGCUGUGCUCCAUCUCGGGGCUCAUCGCCCUCUGCGGGAUCCUGGUGCUGCUGGUGGGCAUAGCCAUGGCCGUGGUGGGCUACUGGCCCAAGGCCAACGGGACCGGCAGGGACGGGGCUAAGCAGCUGCCGCCCGCCGCCAGCGGCCACCGCGUCCCCACCGUGGCCAACAGCAGCAGCAGCAGCGGUGGCAGCCGAAACCGGUCCAGGAGCCCCCUGGGGGCUCGGGGGGGCGCCAACUCCAGUGCGGCGGGCGCGCCCCGAAGCACGCCGCCCGCGCGGUCCGCCGCCCCUGCGGCCUCGUCCCCGUCUGCGGGUCUCUUCUUCCGCCUCUUCUCGGGGUACCUGCACUCCGACAAGCUCAAGGUCUUCGGGCCCCUCAUCAUGGGCAUCGGCAUCUUCCUCUUCAUCUGCGCCAACGCGGUGCUCCACGAGAACCGGGACAGGAAGACCAAGAUCAUCAACCUGCGGGACCUCUACUCCACCGUCAUCGACGUGCACAGCCUCCGCGCCAAGGACCUGGCCGCCGCCGCCGCCGCCGCCGCCGCCUCGGCCCCCGCCCCCGCCCCCGCCCCCGCCGCGGCGCCCCCCGGAGCCCCGCCGCUCAACGGCUUCCUCAGCUACGUGCAGUCGCGGGGCCUGGAGCUGAAGCCCGGGGGCGGCGGCGGCGGCGGCGGCGGCGGCGGCGGCGGCGGCGGCGGCUGCGCGGGGGACGCCUUCGGGGCGGCGGCGGUGCUGGCCCGGGGCUCGUGGCCCCCCCCGGGCCCGGUGGGCGGCGGCGGCGGCGGCGGGGCCAAGGGCGCCGCGUCCCCGCCCGACCUGGCCUCGUCCCCGCGCUGCCCGCGGGAGCCCCCGAGCCUGGCGGAGGCGGUGUACAGCAUCUACCGCGAGCGCUCGGGCGCGGCCGGCCGUCGCCGGGCCGCCGCCGCCGCCGCCGCCGCCGCCGCCGCCGCCGCCGCCGCCGCCACCGCCGCCGCGCCCGCCAGCAGGGGCGGCAGCCCGGCGCCCUGCAGCCCACCCGAGAGCUGGGGGCGCCAGAGCACCGCCAGCUCCCUCGUGGACUCCUCGCUGAGCGCCUUCGCGCUCCUGCCCUUGCACGGGGACCGCGACGGGGACGCGGACGGGGACGCGGACGGGGACGCCGACGCGGGCGGGGAGGGCGCGAGCUGCAGCUGGCACAGGCCGCCCGGGGAACGUGGCUCUCGGGAGAUCCCGCGGGGCGAGCCCGACCUGAGCCUCACCGACCUCCGCGGCGGCCCGGGCGGCACGCGCUGGGCGCCGGGAGAGCUGGGGGAGCCCGAGGGCGCGGCGGCGGCGGCGGCGGCGGCGGCGGCGGUGGCGGUGGCGGCGGCAGCGCGCGCCGCCAGGGGGCAGGGCGGCCGCCUGCCCAGGACCGGCAGGUACGCGGCCGUGCGGCGCCGCAGCACCAGCGGGCUCCCGGACUACCGGGCGCCGCCGUCCCCCGAGCCGCCCCCCGCCCCGCACGGCGCGGAGCUGGACCCGAGCCCUCUGGCGCGAGCUGCCUCCCGCUCCCCGCCCCCCGCCGGGCCGGCCUCGCCGAGCUCGGGGUCCGGGUCGGGGUCGGGGUCGGGGUCGGCCGGCGCGCCCCGCUGCCAGAAGGGCCCCGCCGGCCCGCGGGAGGCCGGCCCCUCUGCAGAGUCGGCCCCGCGAGCGGCGGCCCGUCCGAGCGCAGACUGCGAGGCCGCCGCGGCCCCGGGUGCGCCGCAGAGCCCCGGGGGGAGCCCCGGGGGGGGCCCCGGCCGGGGGCGCCCCGCGGCCCAGCCCCCUCCGCCCGCGCAGAGGCACUUUACAAACAAGGAGAAACUUUUCAUGAUCUCCCGCUCCCGCGCCGUAGCGGUAGAGGACGGAGACCCGGAAAGCACUGGCAUUUAGGGAGAGGAGCAGCGAGAGCGCGGGAAGGAGCCAGAAUUGGGGAACCGCCCACUUGAAUCGGCGAGUUUAACCUUUCCCUGGUUCCUCGUGGACGUACCCGAGGAAAUCAUCCAACACCCAAAGAGCUGCGGAAUGUUAUCCUUGAAUUGCGUUCACGAGAUUCCUGUAGAUAACUCCAAGCAAUUAUUAUUAUUUUUUAAAAAAGCAAACUAGUCUUUUAUGUCCGAUGGUGAUUGUACGUUCCAUGAAAACCAAAUGUAUUAAAAGGUCAGCAAUCUAGUUCAUUAGAUAAAACUCUCUUAAUUUUCUUAGGAUCAAAAUAAUAUAUAUUUUUUUGAGAGUGACUGCACUUUACUCCAACUGCCCCCCGCCCCCACCCCCUUUAACCCAACCCUGUCCUCUGCCACUGGUUUUGUCCGUCGCUGCUUGUGAAUGACAAGCUUUCCUUCUCCUGUGCUUUUGCGGAGCAUAGAAGGGUUUGUCUGAGUUCGUUGAGAACUGACCUUCCUGAAGGAAGUCAAAGCCAGAAGCAAGAGUGUGUGUGUCAGGGAAGAGCACUUUCCUUGCCCCGCCCCUACUCUGCUCCCAACAGCCCAAAGGCCUCUUUAUUUUUUAAAAGGGUAUUUACAUUUUGCUACUAGGGUAUCUAAUGGAGAAGGGGAGGGGCAGCAUCCAGAUGGAUUGUUACAUCCCUAAGUACACUCUACCAAGUACACAAUACUUUAUUGAGUAUUAUCACUCCUGUAUUGCAAAUAGCGUUAUUAAAAAUCUUUUUUUAAUAAAAGAAGUUUCCAAACAAAGAGUUAAACAUAAUAUCGCUUCAUUUUGCCUUGGAACUAAUACUUCUAACACACAUGCAGCAUCGAACAGGUCAGCUGGUAAAUCUAAAAUAUUUUGCUAUGUCACUAUAUAUGAUUGUAGCUAUCCUCCCUCCAAUGCUCCACGUUAUCAUGACUCCACCCGUUUCCAGUAUAUUUUUAACUUUUAAAUAUAAGGUAGUAUUGAACAUUUGGGAGUUUCUCUUUCAAAUAGAAUGAAACAUUCAAUAAAUAGUGAUUUUCCGUAAUACUUCCAAGUUUACCUCAAAGUAUUAAUCUACAGAGCACCAGGCUUAUUAAUGGCCCCUUUUCAUCCUCUUGGAUUUUUUUACUUACUUGGUUUUGGUUUUAAGUUCAUGAUCUUGACUCCAUGGCCUACGUAGGCUAAAAAGGUAAUGUUUUAAUAAUUUGGUAGGUAGUUUACACUUGGUUUUACUAAAAGUCAAUUAGUUACUUUUCAAGAACAGUAAACAAUGUACCUUUCUGAUGCCCUCUCCCUUUGGAUGUGAAGGCUGAGAAUCUCAAGAGUGGUAUUACUUUUCUUUUGGCCAUUCGGGCAUGAGGCUAUCACUGUAGGAGGCUCAAAUACUGAUUUUAAAGGAAAACCAGUCAACGAUGUGGUCGUGUUAGUCCCCAUGGAUGAAGCAGUGGAAAGAGAGCAGAUUCAGGAGUGAGACUAGGCCCCUAGCUCUCAGCAUUUGCUAGCUGUGUAGCUUUGAACAGUCACAAAUGCUGAGUCUCAGUCAUUCAUUCUAUCAAAUGGGGAUAACUAGACAUACCUCAUGGAGGUAUGAGGGGGUGGGCAAGGAGUUAUGCUACAGAGGGGAGCAGAGUACCUGGCUCAGACUGCGUAUUCAGUAAAUGGUUAUUGUAAUUAUUAUUAUUAUCGUUAUAAUAAGUUGUCUGCAUGCACGCUGUAGAAGAAUAACCCUUCAAGUUGAGCUCAAGAAAGCCUGGCUAAAAUCUGGAAUAUCCACUUACUAUCUGCAUAACCUUAGGCAAAAAACUUAAUCCCUCUGGGUCUCUGGUGGAUGAUAGAGUCCCUCCGAUUGCCUUCAGCUCUAGAAGCUUUACUUCAUUUCAGGGUAUUUGUUUUGUCCUGGGUAUAAUCAUAUUUGUACAUACAACCUUGCAAAGUGAAUAUACUUUGCAAACUACCAUUUUAGUGUGACAUUCUGUAAUCCAUUUAAAAGGACCUAAUUUAUUUCCAGAUUGGAUCUGUAAUUAAUCUUAUCAACUCACUCUAAAGCUGUGGAUUCACUUAUUUGGCUCUUCUAUAGGACAAGUGAGUUUCCACUAGUAAGAGCAACAAGCAAGUGUAAUGAUACCUCCAGAUAGUGUUAAAUUUCAUUGGCCUCUAUUGUUUUAUCAUACUUCCCCCCCCCCCUCAAUUUGUAAUUUCCCUAGUUUCUCUUCUCCAUUAUCUUGUAUAAUGGGUAAUACACUGAGAGAGUUUGGCGGGUUGUUUUAAAGGGAAAACAGGCGCCAGUGCUCUAAAAUCCUGUUUCCAGUCCUCAGAAAAUGCACUGUAAGGCAUUUAGCAAAUUAUAAAGCCACUACCUCUUAAUUUAACUAGAGAGGUGGAGAGAAUAAUAUUUAUCCCUUAUAAAUAAUAUUUAUCCCUUGUCUUAGAAAGUUCAGUCCAACCAAAUGACUAGAGUUAACAAUACUGAUCGCCUACUUAUAUAAAACAGAUUAAACACUUGUAGUUUGUAUUGAUCUUGUGGACUCAGAUCCUCAGAAAUUAAAUAACUUUGGUAAACUAGCUUAGUAUCAAAUCAAAUCUAUCUUAUCCAUUUAGCAAUUUGACUAGAUCUUUUUUUGUGUUUUCCCCUGAAGAUAAAGAAGUCUAAGCUCAGUUUUUCAAGCCUUGGGAGGAGCUCAGGCUUUCAUCAGACCUCAGAAAGAAUCCUCUGCGAUUAUGAAGGUGGUAAUUUAUAAUCUUCCCUUUCAGAGGAUCAGAGAUCUGCAAUAAUGCUAGAUUUCUACUCACUACUUACUGUGGGCCAAGUUCUGUCCUACAUGCUUUAUGUAUAUAUCACCUCAAUUACCCCUCAUGGCAGCUCUAGUGAAGUAACCUUAUAGUCCCCAUUUUACAGAGAAAGAUACUGAGGUCAGGAUGGUGGAGGGCUCGCCCAGGUUACACACCUGCUAAAUGGAGGAGCCAGGAUUUAUUUUUUAUUUUUUAUUUUUUUAAAUUUUUAUUUAUUUAUGAUAGUCACAGAGAGAGAGAGAGAGGCAGAGAGGCAGAGACACAGGCAGAGGGAGAAGCAGGCUCCAUGCACCGGGAGCCCGAUGUGGGACUCGAUCCCGGGUCUCCAGGAUCGCGCCCUGGACCAAAGGCAGGCGCCAAACUGCUGCGCCACCCAGGGAUCCCAGGAGCCAGGAUUUAUACAGAGUUCUGAGGAUUAUCUGGAUCUGUUGGCAGAUGCAGAACUGAAAUUGGCAUUUCUGGAGACCAUCAGAAUAUUUUCUACCUUCUUAGCUUCCUGCUAAAUCCUUUCCCAGAAACUGUACUUAAGAGACUUGCAGAGAAGUGUUAGGAGGCACAGCCAGUUUAAAAGCUGGAAUCUGUGUUUAAGUGUUCAGGGUGGCAUGAACAAGGUUUUUCUCCAUGUGACUUGGCAGGAAUUAUUGGGCUCAAAUCAAUCAGGAUUAUUAGGAGGGACUUUAGAGAUCGUGGAAUUUAUCCCCCCUUUAUAAAUGAGGUUGCUAAGAAUUAGAAAGAUGGGACAAUUUGUUCAAAGGUAAACAGUGGCAGGACUAGAAAGCUAAAAUAAUUCCAGCCGUUGACACAUGCAUCCAUCCUCCCCCACCGCCCCAUAUUUCUACCCUGUACUAACUAGUUGGGUGACAGUGGGCAAGCUACUUAGCCUCUCUGUGUCUCAAUUUCCUUUUCCAUCCAAUGGGAAUAAUAAUAUUCCCUACCUCUCAGGACCUGACCAAAGAUUCAAAGAAUUACUAUCUGUGUAGAGCAUUUGGGACUUGGCCCAUGGAGAGUGUCAUAAAAAGUUUUACUUAAAAUAGAAUUAAUCUGUUAAAAUCAUUUUGUAUUACCUUCCUUUUUAUUAAUGGAAUAAUUUCAGGUUUAAAAAUCUAAAGUAUGAGGCAACAAAGCAUGACUUGGAUGGGGGGGGGGGGUGUCACAUAACCUUUACCUGAGUUUCCACAUCUAUUAGGUGGAGAGAAUAAAGAGCAUCUGACUCAUGAAAUGAAUUAUUUAAAUGAGGCCUAAAUAAACUAAUAUCCUCAAAGAACUUAGAAUCACUCCUGGCACAAAUAAACCUUCAGUCAAUGUUAGCUGCUAUUUUUAAGGCAAAAUACAGAAAAUUAAUUAGUAGGCUAAAUAUACUACUCACUUGUUAGGGACAAACUUACCCUGCAUUGAGAAGUCUUUAUAUAGUUUAAAUAUAUUAGGAAGAAAAAUUGGACCUCAAGAAAUGAGAAGCUCGGCCCCUGCAAUGUCCCCAGUAGAACACAGAACUACUGAGAGCUAGGUACGGGCCCUCACGGUCCCAUUGUCAUAACAUUAUAUAGUUAUGAAAGUGGCCACAAACUGCUUACAUGGCUCUAUUUCAUGAGUAUUCCUUUCCGACCAGGAGGCUGGCUGAAUCAGGAAGGCCGGGCUAGCCCUGCAGUCCAGGCCCCUUUCUGUUAGAGGAGCGACCUGGGAGGAUUGCUCCAGUGAAGACCUACAUGGGGCAGGGGCCUGUUGGUCUAUUUACAUUUCUAGACAAAAGGUUUUUUUCCAUACUGGUUUUCUCUUUAGUCAUUUUGAUUUCUUUUUGAAGAUGGGGUUUUGAAUUUUUCUUUUUGAGUUACAGAGCUUAAAAAAAAAAAAAAGCCCUCCAACAACAUAAAAUUAGAACAAACAAAGUUGAUGAAUGUGCAUUUGGUCAGAAUAGCAUUUUUGUCAAGAUACAAAAACACAUUUUACGUUCAAAUAAAGAGUAGGAUUGAUAUUUGUGGAGUUUGUUUUCUAUAAAUCCAGACUAUUUAUUUUUUAUUUUUCGGGUAAAAAUCACUGGGUGAAUAUUUAGACUAAGUUUUUGAAUGACUAGCUCUGAAAAGCAUUUGGAGACUUGUUUCUCUUCUUAGGGAAAUCAUCUUUGAGGUUUCUUUUUUUUUUUCUUCCUUCAAAAAAGAAAGUCUCUUUAAAUGGAUGUGCAAAUUGUUUGUUUUUUAUAUAUUAAGUCAUCACAAAUUGAGGGGUCCAUUUGCAUUCACAACUUUAGUCAAACACUGCCUGCCACUCGCCAAACCAAGUGAGUUUCUUAUUAUGUGUGUCAUCUAUUUCUUUAUGAUGUCAGAAAAGCACUGGGCUGUGGAUCUAUAUAUGGUCAUGAGACACAGUCGGAGUUAUAAAUGACUGCCCUCCUGGGAAUUUAGCCUUCACCCCUGAGCUGGGGGGCACGUUAGGAUUUCUACCACCUGAAAAUAUAUUUAUUCAACUUUAAACUGACUCUCAACCCACCCCAUCAAUAAUGCCAGCCUAUGUUAUGGCCCUGUAUGACAAACAGGAUGGGCGGCUGAUUCAUUGCUAAGAGAACAGAGUGUUUCCUGCUCGUGAUGUUGCCAGUCAAAAGACUAAAAAAGCUUAUGCAAAUUCACCUGCAAUAUCAUGAAGCAGCAUGCACCUGUCUCAAUAACCUUCAUGGCUUUACCUUUGCUUCAGACUCCACGCUGUGACUGAGCCCCAUUAAGGGCAAGAAGGUUGACUGUCAAUCACAAGGGAGGAAAAUAGGAAGCAGACCCAGAGGUGGAAGAAAAGGAGUCCUGUGAAAAAAGAACAAAAAAACAUGAAAUAAGAUUGAAGUCACAAUGAAAGCUUUUUGUUUCACAUAUGAGUAUGUGGUCAUUUGGUUUGGAGAUCAUGGGUUUGUAGACAAGUGUCUUAAAAUGAAACAUUACAGUCACUUUUAUUCCUUAGAAAAUAUUUUUUCAGCAAAUGCAUGGUUGGACAUUAAUUUGUAUAGUUUUCAAUAUUUCAGAAAUUCAGUGCCACAUUGUGUCACUGACACAAAUCCACUUAUUCUAAGAAUUGCUAAACAUCUAAUUUUGUUUGCUAAUGGAAAAGAAAUGGGAAGAUAUAAAAAAAUUGGUCUUACAUUGAGAAAUUUGAGUAUCUUUAUGUCUAUACUUUCAAAGGAUGAAAAUAUCAGUUAUAAUUGGUGUAUUAGGUCAACUGAAGCAAGGCAGGCAAAAAAAAAAAAUUCUUUGCGUUAGUGUAGGUCUUUGGCCAUUGCUUUGUUUUAUGUGGUAACUGCCUUAUUACUCUGUUUUUCAGACAUAACUGAAAAGAAAUAAUUUCUUUUCACUUGUAGGAGUAAACAGCUUUGUCUGAGGCAGUGAGUUGCCCUUUCAGUAAAAUACAUACUUCAUUUUGGGUUAAAUUGUUCUAUCUCUCUUUCAAGAUACAUUUUUAACUGCCUAUCAUAAGUCAGGCAGCACUUUGUUGGGUGGAAAGGAUUAAACUUUAAGACACAAUUCCAGAUCACCGGAUCUUGCAGAUCUUCUUGACACAGGCGCAUAACCGAUGAUUUGAAUAUAAUGUAAGUGUCACGAGUAUCAUGAUGUGGACCCUGGCAGAUGAAUCUUGAGAAAUGAAGAAAAUGUCAGCGAGGUGCAAGAAGGUAGGAAUGAUGUGUCAAACAGUGGAAUCAGCAUGAGCAACUACAUGGACACAACACAAUUCAGCAAGCUAGAUAUGUUUCAUAAGACAACUAUACUUGACUUUCCCUAGAAUCCCCACAACUUCAGAGGGACAUGUUUAUUUUGAAAAAACAAAAAACAACAAAAGCCCAAUCUAUUUGUCUAUCUAUCUCCUUUUAUCAGUAGUAGAAACAUUCGGAAUUAAGGUGGAAGUGAUUUGGGCAUUAAAAUACUCCAAAUGUCUAUUCUUUACCAUUAGACAUUUAAUUAUUCCCCAUUUGUAACUGACUUCAACUAGCAAGAAUUCUUUCCUGAGAGGUAUCAGUACAUGGAUGUUUAUUCCAUAUUCUCAUUGGAACUAAACUAUAUUUAUGAGCAAGAAUGAUUUGUGCUGAGUUAUAUACUGCUUUAAAAUAACAAUUUAAUUUUAAUGUUCAAGUCCUGGAAAUCAUUUCUCUAGAUGUGUUAUAAAGGGCUAAAGCUGAGUGGGGAACCUGCCAUUUGGCAAUGUUUGUGUGUUUCCGGCAUGCUGGAUAAUGUUGCCUUGAUCCCUGUGCUGUGAGCGUUGGAAACAGCAUAAACUUGAGGAUAUCUUAGUGCAGGGCAUUUUUACAGAACUUAGACAUGGUAACUGAAUGUAUUUCUAUGUCAAUUUGCAAAAUCAUUUAUAUCAGAUCAAAAAUAAUUUAUCCUUGUUAAUUAAGCAUCCCAUUUGGAUUUUUUCUCACAUCCAUGUUCUUAGCAAAAAUAAAAAUUAUUUCAGGCCUAGUUAUCCUUUUGCAAAUGUGUAUGAGAUAUACACCAAAAAGACCAUGCUUUCUAAUUUCUAAACAGGCAAUAAUUUGGGGAUGGUUACUGAAACCAGAUUCAGCCAGAAUAAUGGUUCGACACUGUAUGAGUGCAGCCUAAUAAUUCAUUUACUCACCAAGCUGCUGACUAAAAGAUAGCUCCCCCCCAAGAAAAUCUACUUUUCAAUAUAAAUAUUCUAUUAAAGUAAACAAAAAUAUAGUAUCCUUCUGUUUUUUGGAAUUCCCCACAUUUGUUUCCUCCAGGCUCUUUUUUAGUGCUUAAAACAGUGAAGGCAAAAAUAUAUAAUGUGUUUAUUCUUUUUUCUAAUCCACAAAAGUGAGAAUUUUGCAAAAGCGCUUUCCCUUGCACAUAAAGUUCAACAGAUAUUAUCAAUUGCGGUUUUAUUGUCAGAGCCACUAAAUAAAUCUUUCAUAGAGAUAUAUUUAUGGGUAAGAGGCUUAUAAUUUGGAAAUACUGAUAGAUAAAGUACUAUGGCUAAUACAGCAUAGUAAAUGAUGCCAGGAAGCAAAUUGAAUUCUUGAUAGAGCAAGAAAAUUCAAAAGACUAAUUUGGUGACCUAACUGCUAAUCCUUCUGCUUAUAUAACCACACAUCUCAAUGUGUUUGGAGCACAAAAUAUUACCUCAGUGCUUGCACAUUUGAUUGUACAAUUUCUUCCAUUUGUAUCCUUAAUUUCCUUUCAGUUUCAUGCCUGAGAACAUUUCUUGAAUUAUCAGUCUUGCUUGCUUGGGAUUACUACUUUAGAAAAAAAAAAAAAAAAGAAUGCAUUUAUAA